GAACAGUAGAUAGCUUCUCCUCACUUUUCACUCAAGAAAUGCUUUGGAACGUGAAAACAAACAAACAAACAUGCCUCGAAACGCAGGAAAUUGAUCAAAGAGAUUAGGUUUAGGGUUAGAAAAGUUCAUCGGAGCUAAUUUCAUUUCCACCGCAACCGCCACCUGAACUCCGAUGUCGGAUAGAAUCAGCGACCUACCCGAUCCGAUCCUCUGUCAAAUUCUCUCCUCCCUCCCAACCAAACUCGCCGCAACAACAACCGUUCUCUCACACAGAUGGAAAUCUCUCCAUCUCCAACUCUCCAUCCUCGACUUCAACGACGAAACCUUCCAACACUUCAAUUCAUUCAUCCAUUUCACCUCCACUGUAAUUUCCUCUCGCGACAUCACCGUACCGGUCCAUUCCCUAACCUUCAAAUGCAGCAACAAAACCUCCUCCUCUCACCAACGACUGAUGCUCAAUGAAGUUCUCAACUCUGUUUUCGACCGAAUACGAGUCGAGAAUCUCCGUUCCCUCGAAAUCGCAUCCAAUGGUAACCUAAUAGUUCAAUUACCCCGCCGUGUUCUUAGUUGUAAGAACCUUCAAGUUCUUAAGUUGAAUAAUGCAAUCAUGGAAGAUAGUUGUAAUUCUAGUGGAUUAGGUUUUGAAUCUCGUUUCGAUUUUCCACUUCUCAAAAUUCUCCAUUGGAAUGGUCUUAAAUUCUUAACUGCAGAAUUUCUUGUCAAGUUUAUGUCCAGUUGUCCUGUACUAGAAGAAUUGCACGCGUAUGGUUCAUCACACGUAUCUCUUGCACACGAUUCCGAGGAAAAGUUUAAUCCGUUUCCCAAUUUGGCAACAGCAACAAUUUUCGAUCAUAAUGUUCCGAUUACUUUGCUCUCUGAGGUUCAGAGUCUGCAUCUUAAAAUGAAUAGGAGGUGGAUCCGUUGCGAGCAGCUUCCCUUGUUUCAUCAACUCACCAACAUUGACAUCAUCUUUACCUAUAUAUUGUUAAAAGAUGCGCUGAAGUGGUUGCUAGAGUUACUCGGAAAUUGCCCCAAACUUCAAAAUUUUAAAAUUCAGGAUUCUACGGAUGGAUAUGGAUAUCUGAUUGAGGUGGUUGGUGACUAUUGGAUUGAUCCACCAACUGUUCCACAGUGUCUUUCAUCGCAGCUCAAAACUUUCUUUCUUGGAGGCUACAAAGGCAACGAAAAUGAGUUCCAAUUUGUCAGAUAUAUUAUGCAGAACUCAAAGGUACUACAGACAAUGACAAUUAAGAGCACCCUCGACGCAGAUAUCGAUAGAAAACACCAAAUGAUAAGGGAGUUAUCUUCAACUACAAUGACCUCUACAGCAUAUUUCUUGUGAUUUUUAAGGUUAAGAUUGCAGAUUUUUAAGUUAAUUAUUAGGCAUGAAACGUCGGACUGAAGAACUUGAUCAUGGAAACUGUUUUGGUAGUGAAUAGGAUAGGAUUUCAAGUUUUUCUGUUUUACUCAACAAAAUGGAUUUUAAAUGAGAUUGAGGAGAGAUAAAAGAGGGUGUUUGUAAUCUUUAUUUUCUCAAGUGAUGGUUAUGUUUUAAACCUGUUGUUCCCUCUUUCUAUGCCAAACUUUCUUGAAACCAUUUAUUGGAUGCUUUGUCUUAUAAGCACUGUUAUCAGAAUCGCGAUCAGAAUCGUAAAAUCCAUGGAUUUUGCGAUUUUGCUCACCCUAAACGAUCUGAAUCGUGAGUAGAAUCCUAACCCAGAGCAAAAUCCCAAUAAAAUCGCAUAAAAUCGCAGAAUCGCAGCAAAAUCCGCGAUUUUAUAUGGAUUCCACCGAUUUUGGGCUUUUUUUUUUUGGGUAAUUUUAGAAUGGGUAAAGGCGACCCGUUUAAUAAUUGUUCUGUUCUGGGCUAAUAAUUGACUGUUCUGGGAUAAUAAUUGUUUCUAAUAUGGACUAUGGCUAACAGGUUAAUCUGUAUAUAUAUAUAGUUAUAUAGUUAUAUACUAUUAUGAGUUGAAUCCAUCGAUUUUGGUUGCGAUUUUCGAUUAUGCGAUCUUGAUUUCCCCUUUCGAUUCAACAAAACGAUUUGAGUAGAAUCCACCGAUUUUGGUUGCGAUUUACGAUUUUUCGAUCUUACUAUACUCUUUCGAUUCAAAGUAAACUCUCGAUUCUGACAACCUUGCUUAUAAGGAUUGUGUUAGGAACCCGGAAUUAAGAGAGAAAAUGAGAUUAUAUAAUUCCUUACGAAAAUUCCACCUUCGCAAUUAGAGAAAUCAUAACUUACCUGCUUCACCAAUCAAGCAACAUGCCAUGGGAACCUUAGAAUGUAAAUUAAGCUAGCCUGUAUGUAUUUCCCUAAAUUUGUCUCUUCAAAGAGCAUGGUUGCAGUAGAGUUUCAAAUUGGAGGUGAGAAGACUAAUGUCAAUCAUUUCCUUUUUUAUUGAAUUAAGGGCUGAAACAGUUCCAGCAUUGGUUACAAUUCUUGUGGUUUUCUAGCUAAACUAAACAUGGACUGCAAAACGCCUUCCACUCUUGCAGCCAUGGUUUUCUCUUCAUCUACCAAGUGUGUAUAGUUAAAAUCUUUGAAUUUGAGUAAUGCAUAAGGAUCAUAUUGCUUACCUGCUCAGGACCCAUAUUUUCCCGUCAUCCAAAAAGACCACUUCAUGGUAGUAACAUUCACAUCACGAUAAAGAUAAUGAAACAAUAAACACCUUGAGAUUGCACCCACUAUGGAGCUUCUUGGUCCUUAAAGAUAAUGAAACACAAUAAACACCUUGAGAUUGCUACCCACUAUGGAGCUUCUUGGUCCUUCCUCACUUGAACUGUCCCAACCACUUAAUGGAAACACAAAAGUAAGUUCGGUUUCAUCUAUUGAUCGAGAAGAUAACCCAUUAUAAAACUGAGUUGACAUUGCACUUUUGAAUAAAUCUCUAUUUCUCUCUC
Molecule: messenger RNA, 2901 nt
Organism: Vicia villosa (hairy vetch)
Lineage: Eukaryota; Viridiplantae; Streptophyta; Magnoliopsida; Fabales; Fabaceae
Product: putative FBD-associated F-box protein At3g50710
Exons: 4
Coding region: 173-1342 (389 amino acids)
Molecular function (GO): protein binding
Source: RefSeq, a predicted model, not a curated record